CCUUCUUUCCCUUCUACUUAAACUCUCCCCUCUUCUCAUUUCACUUUCCACGCUUUCAAUUCCUUUCCUCUAUACCCCAAAAAUGUCCUCCGUCGCUCGCGCAAUCCGCCCCUUCGCUUCCCGGGUCCUUACCCAGAAGCCUCUUGCUUCCGCCUGCCAGGUUGCGCCUGCUUUCCGUUUCCCGCGGGGAACCAGGAGCUUCUCUCAGAGCCCUCUCUCCCAACUGAAGAAGUACACAGAGUCCCACGAAUGGAUUGAGCUGGCCGAUGGCGGCAAGACUGCCAAGAUCGGUAUCACCGAAUACGCCGCCCACUCCUUGGGUGAUGUCGUCUACGUAGAGCUUCCCGAGGUCGACCUCGAGAUCGUCGCCGGCGAGCCCGUCGGCGCUGUCGAGUCCGUCAAGUCUGCCUCCGAUGUCCUCUCCCCCGUCGCUGGCAAGGUUAUCAAGGGUAACAGCGUCCUUGAGGAUAAGGCUAAGACCAUCAACGAGAGCCCCGAGGGUGAGGGCUGGAUCGCUGAGAUUGAGGUCGCUGAUGCUGCUGAGCUCGAUGCCUUGCUUGAUGAGGCUGCCUACAAAGCGACUAUCGAUGCUUAGAUUUGUGGAGUGUAAAGACUGGUCGUGAUUCGUGGUUUAUAAAGCCUGCCUCUGCGUAGUGAAUGCCUUUUUCUUUAAGUGUGAUGUUAUAUUGUCAUGUAUGCCCAAUGGUGACCGAUUUCCUUCAACUAAAG
Penicillium crustosum is the source of this 729-nucleotide messenger RNA. RefSeq names its product glycine decarboxylase subunit H. NCBI's taxonomy places the organism in Eukaryota, Fungi, Ascomycota, Eurotiomycetes, Eurotiales, Aspergillaceae. Gene Ontology annotation, biological process: glycine decarboxylation via glycine cleavage system; protein lipoylation. Bases 83 to 595 code for a protein of 170 amino acids. Gene Ontology annotation, cellular component: mitochondrion; glycine cleavage complex; cytoplasm. The transcript is spliced from 3 exons. The record is from RefSeq and is a predicted model, not a curated record.